AUGGACCCUCAGGAAGAAUCAAAACAGGGGCUCAGGGCCUUGUGGAUGGACUCUGCCCAUGUUCCGUGGCCCCAAGAGUCAAGACUCAAAAAUAUUCUUUCGUGCAAUAUCCAUAAAGCACAGGAAAGGACUCCUAGUCCCAGGUCCACCAGACACCAACCCAGAUCCUGUCCGCUCUGCCCGCCUCAAAUUGCUUUCCUCCUUGCUCCGCUUCACUGUGUGAACACUGAGGUUUUCUUUGGAAAAGGCACCAGGCUCACGGUUGUAGACGAUCUGAGCCGGGUGCACCCGCCCAAGGUGGCUGUGUUCGAACCCUCGGAAGCAGAGAUCUCCCGGACCCAGAAGGCCACGCUCGUGUGCCUGGCCACGGGCUUCUACCCCGACCACGUGGAGCUGACCUGGUGGGUGAACAGGAAGCAGGUCACCACUGGGGUCAGCACGGACCCUGAGCCCUACAAGGAGGACCCCACGCGGGAGGACUCCAGAUACUGUCUGAGCAGCCGGCUGAGAGUGACCGCCGCCUUCUGGCACAACCCCCGCAACCACUUCCGCUGCCAAGUCCAGUUCCACGGGCUCACGGACGAGGACACGUGGGAGCAGAAGGACAGGGCCAAGCCCGUCACCCAGAACAUCAGCGCCGAGGCCUGGGGCAGAGCAGACUGUGGUGUCACCUCCGCGUCUUAUCAGCAAGGCGUCCUGUCUGCCACCCUCCUCUAUGAGAUCCUGCUGGGGAAGGCCACCCUGUACGCUGUGCUGGUCAGCGCCCUGGUGCUGAUGGCCAUGGGCUGUGUGAACGCCGCGCAGCUGUACUUUGGAGUUGGUUCCAAGCUGACUGUUCUGGGGUCGGUGGGGACCUGGGCUGAGUCGGGGCAUCAGAGAAGGGCAGCGCUGGUUUUUGUCCUGAGUCCCGGGGCUGUGAGCCAAAGCACUCAGUACUUCGGCGCCGGCACCCGGCUGUUGGUGUUAGGUGAGCUGGGACGACCCCGGAGACCCGAGGGAUGGGCGGCAGGUUUUUGCGCGGGGCUAGGGGGCCGUGACUCAGAGACGCAGUACUUCGGGCCGGGCACGCGGCUCCUGGUGCUAGAUGAUCUGAGCCGGGUGCACCCGCCCAAGGUGGCUGUGUUCGAACCCUCGGAAGCAGAGAUCUCCCGGACCCAGAAGGCCACGCUCGUGUGCCUGGCCACGGGCUUCUACCCCGACCACGUGGAGCUGACCUGGUGGGUGAACAGGAAGCAGGUCACCACUGGGGUCAGCACGGACCCUGAGCCCUACAAGGAGGACCCCACGCGGGAGGACUCCAGAUACUGUCUGAGCAGCCGGCUGAGAGUGACCGCUGCCUUCUGGCACAACCCCCGCAACCACUUCCGCUGCCAAGUCCAGUUCCACGGGCUCACGGACGAGGACACGUGGGAGCAGAAGGACAGGGCCAAGCCCGUCACCCAGAACAUCAGCGCCGAGGCCUGGGGCAGAGCAGACUGUGGUGUCACCUCCGCGUCUUAUCAGCAAGGCGUCCUGUCUGCCACCCUCCUCUAUGAGAUCCUGCUGGGGAAGGCCACCCUGUACGCUGUGCUGGUCAGCGCCCUGGUGCUGAUGGCCAUGCUGAGCGCUGGGACCGGGAAGCGAGCGGGAGCCGCUGGGAGCUGCGGGGGUGGGGGGUUUCAGUGCGGGGCUCUUCCUCCGUGCUCAUAUGAGCAGUAUUUCGGCCCAGGCACCAAGCUGGCUGUCGUAGAUGAUCUGAGCCGGGUGCACCCGCCCAAGGUGGCUGUGUUCGAACCCUCGGAAGCAGAGAUCUCCCGGACCCAGAAGGCCACGCUCGUGUGCCUGGCCACGGGCUUCUACCCCGACCACGUGGAGCUGACCUGGUGGGUGAACAGGAAGCAGGUCACCACUGGGGUCAGCACGGACCCUGAGCCCUACAAGGAGGACCCCACGCGGGAGGACUCCAGAUACUGUCUGAGCAGCCGGCUGAGAGUGACCGCCGCCUUCUGGCACAACCCCCGCAACCACUUCCGCUGCCAAGUCCAGUUCCACGGGCUCACGGACGAGGACACGUGGGAGCAGAAGGACAGGGCCAAGCCCGUCACCCAGAACAUCAGCGCCGAGGCCUGGGGCAGAGCAGACUGUGGUGUCACUUCUGCAUCUUAUCAGCAAGGGGUCCUGUCUGCCACCCUCCUCUAUGAGAUCCUGCUGGGGAAGGCCACCCUGUACGCUGUGCUGGUCAGCGCCCUGGUGCUGAUGGCCAUGGUUAAGAAAAAGGAUUCCUGA
This is a messenger RNA of Rangifer tarandus platyrhynchus (Svalbard reindeer), 2265 nucleotides long. NCBI's taxonomy places the organism in Eukaryota, Metazoa, Chordata, Mammalia, Artiodactyla, Cervidae. The record is from the annotation of a GenBank genome assembly.